AUGUCACCUCUGCAGAAGACCUUUGAGGACGAGACGCGGCCGCGUCGCGUCCGGUGGCCGAGAACUAUGGCAUUCAUUGAUUGUGAAAUCACAGUCCCUGAUAAUCCAAACGACGGUCUAUUUGGUGACGACUGGAAGGAGAAGAGGGCACGCGGCCCUGCAGCGGACGUCGUCCUCAACUUCAUCACCGCGGUCAAGCAAGACCACGCCGAACGUCAUCAUCUCAAGGAAAAGGAAAUCGAGCAGAAGUGCUUGGAUUUGGCCAAGCAGAUGACCGCUGAGUUCCUUUCAAAUCAACCGAGUCAAGCUGAAACCUCGGGCGCUGCCCAUCUUGCCUCGGGUCUCCCUGAGGCCUUCAAAGGAAAAGUCUCUAACGCUGCCCGGACCCUGGUCGCUGGGGGCCGGGAGCUCGACGCGGCAAACGCUCUUCUUUCCAUGGCCGGUGGCCAGGCCUCUUCCGUCGGCGAAGGUCACAUCGCCGACGCUGCUGCAACUAUUGUCUCCCCCUCUGCUCCUAUUUCUGUCGCCUCGUCUGCCCCCGUUUCUGCUCCUUCUGAGGGCGCCUCCGAGACCGAGGCCCUCCCCGCCGACGCUGCUGCAACCAGUGUCCCCUCUGCUCCCGUUUCGAAUACCUCGUCUACCCCCAUUUCGGUUUCUUCUGAGGAACACUCCGAGACCGAGGUUCCCCCUCGCAUCCCUGCGUCGAGUCGCAAGCGCUCACGCUCAGACGACCAGGCUUCGGAGGAGCCGGCGCAAAAGCGCCAAUUCACCAAGAAGUGA
Messenger RNA from Penicillium bovifimosum, 780 nucleotides. RefSeq names its product Zinc finger PHD-finger. The record is from RefSeq and is a predicted model, not a curated record. Bases 1 to 780 code for a protein of 259 amino acids. NCBI's taxonomy places the organism in Eukaryota, Fungi, Ascomycota, Eurotiomycetes, Eurotiales, Aspergillaceae. The transcript has a single exon.